AUGAUUCCUGACUGGAUCAACGCUUUCGCCGCCCAGCAUCCUGUAGGUGCUGUGAGCACCACUACGAGCUCCCCUGUGAAAAACAGACCAUUCACAGCUUGGAGUGCGCUCGACGAUGUGAAGACGAAGGCCGAUGACAUUGCCCACGAGGCGAGCCGGGAAUUUGAUGUCGCAAGCCAGAAGGCCCAGGCGAAGACCGGCAAGAUCGAGCCUGGAUCGCUGAAGUACUAUGCAGCUUGCACAUUUGGUGGAAUGCUGGCAUGUGGCCUUACCCACACUGCCGUGACACCCCUCGACCUGGUCAAAUGUCGCCGCCAAGUCGACUCCAAGCUCUACAAGAGUAACCUACAAGCCUUCAGCACUAUCCGUGCAGCUGAAGGUAUUCGCGGUGUUUUCACGGGCUGGAGCCCUACCUUCUUCGGAUACAGUGCCCAAGGAGCUUUCAAGUACGGAGGAUACGAGUACUUCAAGGUCUUCUACAGCGACCUGGUCGGCCAGGAAAACGCGAGCCGGUUCAAGACUGCCAUCUACCUGACAGCCAGUGCCUCGGCAGAGCUUAUCGCGGAUGUAGCGCUCUGCCCAUUCGAGUCUGUCAAAGUCCGCGGUCAGACUACCAUUCCUCCUGAGAUCACAGGUACUUUUAGCGGUAUCUCGAACGUCGUUUCCAAGGAGGGCGUUGCUGGUCUGUACAAGGGUCUUUACCCACUGUGGGGCCGUCAAGUUCCCUACACGAUGAUGAAGUUUGCUUCCUUCGAGACCAUCGUUGAGAUGAUCUACCACAAUCUGCCAGGCCAGAAGUCCGACUACAACAAGGGUGCACAAACUGCCGUUGCAUUCACGGGCGGUUACCUCGCUGGUAUCCUUUGUGCUGCGGUAUCGCACCCUGCCGAUGUCAUGGUCAGCAAGUUGAACGCGAAUCGACAGGCGGGUGAGGCAUUUGGCGCUGCUAUGAGCCGCAUCUAUGGUGACAUUGGCUUCCGGGGAUUGUGGAACGGACUGCCUGUUCGUAUUGUCAUGAUCGGUACUUUGACCGGACUCCAAUGGAUGAUCUACGAUUCAUUCAAGAUUUUCAUGGGCCUUCCUACUACAGGUGGCUCAAAUCCCCAAGUCCACUUGUCUACAUCUCUCCCUGUACGACUUGAACCUACUCUGAGAACCUUAGGAAACCGUCAAGGCAACAUUGGCCACGACACCACCGAAUACGUCGAUGGCGAGAUCGUCCGCGAAGGCCCCUACGGCGACCAAGGUGAUGGCGCUUACUCCGCCGGCGUGAGUACCUCUACCUUUCACACCAAACCCAAAUCCAAGCCCAAGUCUCCAAUUCCCACUGAUGCAACCCCCACUGAUGAAUCCACCCAGCGAGGCGGCGCAGGAAAUAUCGGCUCCCCAAUGGUCCGGCCCUCGUCUAAGGUUCCCCACGAUACAGACAUGAUCCCCGAGCUUGCGGUGCGCGACUCAACAGAUGAAACAUACCAUACCGGGGUAAGCAGAGAGCUCUUUCGCUUGUUUACCUUCGAUCUGUUUUACGAUCCCUGA
Molecule: messenger RNA, 1536 nt
Organism: Penicillium egyptiacum
Lineage: Eukaryota; Fungi; Ascomycota; Eurotiomycetes; Eurotiales; Aspergillaceae
Source: the annotation of a GenBank genome assembly